Molecule: messenger RNA, 23810 nt
Organism: Paramuricea clavata
Lineage: Eukaryota; Metazoa; Cnidaria; Anthozoa; Malacalcyonacea; Plexauridae
Source: the annotation of a GenBank genome assembly
UACACACGAUCGCUGACGAGAGCGGUUGUUUUUGGUGGACAGUUCAUCUUUUACAUCAUUGUUUUCUUGUUUAACAUGAAGGUGACAUCAACGCUCAUAAUCUUUUCGCUGCUUUGCCUUCUGGUAGUGCAAGGACGAUUUUUACAGGUAUGGAAGAUCUAAUUAACAUAUUGUCCGGCUUAGUUUGACGACUUGUUUGAAACCAUAUAACUAAUUAGCAUAUUUCACGACAAUUUUUUGUAGCGAUUUUUUACUUUUAGCUCUGUUUAACUGUGGUGGUCUCUUGCAAGCUUUUUGAGUUAUGUUGGUCAUUUUUUAAACGAAUUACGUUUAAUCUGAUGAAUAAAUUACGCAUUCAUUCUGUAUUUUAAAUGAUACUUUAUACCUAAUUAGAAAAUACUCGUCAUGAUUGUAGAUUGCGCUCAGCUAAUACCUGAUUAGAAUAUUUCACGUUAACAGGGUUGUAAAUUUCAUUUCUCAGUAUUAUACCUUAUUAGCUUAUUUCGCAUUAAAGUUUUUUAAGAAAUCGUUUAAAGUAAUACCCAAUUAGAAUAUAUCGCUCGUAUUGUAGAUUUCGUUCAAAGAAUAUCUAAUUAACAUAUUUCACGUCAAUGCAAAACUCUUUUAUAUACUCGUAUCUACCAAGUACCAGCAGGAUAGUAGAAUUCCGUGAUUUAGAUCGUGCUCAAUUGAUUUACGUAAGUCCUUACCUGAAGGCACGCCUGGUGUGAUACUGCUGCUGGGAAUAUUCAGAAAGCGGCAAUGCGCAAUACGUCUUACAUAAUAGUACUUUCAUUGAAUCUCAGUUGGAAAUAUAAAAGACUAAUUAGCAUAUUUACCGUAUACGUGAGCGUUGUAUAUUUCUUUAGGGUACUAAAUCAAGUCCGUAUAUUUCUGCCUCGAUUUCUGGCCGCAUUAGUUUACACGCAAACCGCAAUCGUGUGAUAUUUGGUAAUGUUGUAAUUUUAGCUCUGGCUAGGGAUUUAAAAGCACUUUGAGCAUAUUUUUCGUCGAAUUAACAUAUUUUGCGAGAAGCUCGUUGAUUCGGUUUGGACAUGGUUCGCCACGGGUUUUAUCAAAACAACGGAAGUCUUUAUUAUUUAAUAAUUUUCACCAGUUUGCAUAAUUGAGUACUCAAAAGUUGUUUAAGUUAUAGAAUACACAUUUCUCAUUAGUUAAUGAAACGUCGCUUUUCCUUAAACUUAAUGAACCCUUGAUAUUACUGUUUAUUACAAUGUAAUAAACCCAUGCAUGACCCACACACUUUGAUUUUUUUGCGGUGCCAGUUUUUGCGUGGAAUUGCCCUAAAAUUACAUACUUACACUAUGAAUAGACUUUAAAUUAAGUUUAUAUAUAUUAGGAGAAGAGCGUUUUUGCUAAUGAAUUUAGCUAAUAUAUCCCAGAUUAGAAAUCAACAAAUGCCUAAUUAGCAUUCUCCGCGUUAUUAAAAAUGGUAAAAAUAUCGGUUAAUCGGUUCGUAACAAGGGGAAAGUUAAACGCGCAAUUUAUUCCAAAUUAAUUGCGCACGUGUAUUCGACAUGGUCACAUGGCGGCGCGGUGAUAUUGCGUGUACCCCUUCCAAAACAGGUCACGAAAUAGCGGUUAUUUGCAAGUCGCAUAAUCGCACUCGAUAUUAGUAUAUUACCUUGAACGCACUGUGCCAGACUGUAAAGUAUUAUUUUUGCGCGGGGAACUUUUCGUCGUAAAUGGCAGUUGUGCGGAAAUGAAGGCAGAACAUUUGAGAAAAUUUCGAAAAUUUGGAGUCUCUAGAUGGUACGUCUGAAAUGGCAUUUUCAGAGUUUUCGCUCGCAAGGGCCAACACAUACGAGACAAAAUAUAUCAUUAGUUCGUCAAAAAUAUGCAGAUUUUGCAGGAUUUUCUUGAAAAUGCGCGGACAGAAAUUCAGCUAAAAUUUCGAACGCGUUCCCCACGCAGGCCAAACUUUACAGUCUGGCACUGUGCCUAUGAACUCAUAAAGUGUCUGCGUUGCAAACUACGUCAGUUAAGCUGACGUUUGAGGGCAACUGCGAACAUCACGUCGAAUUUUCGGGGCUCCCUUCCACACCUCACAUCUACACGGCUUUCCUUCACUUGUCUGUGUCGGCCUUUUGACGAAUCGACGUGAAACUUAUAGACUCCCCGUUUACGUAGCGCUUCGCAAAGUGGAUUACAAAACGUCAGCAGUAUUGCGCAGUAUUAGAUUGGGCUAAAAAUAGACAAUGUCUGAUCUUGCAAGUACGCAAUCCGUGUAAAAUUCAUCGUAUACCACAUCUCUUGGUGGGUGGGGAACGUUGUGGUCUGUGGAAUCUAUUUUUCGUUAGUAGUUAAGUUUAUACAACUUCAAAGACUCAAAGAUCAACGAGGUCAACCUCGAAGGUGAAGACGCUAAUUUUGAAAGUACGAGAGGUUAAAAUUGUUUCAUUAUUUACUUUCCAAUUGCGCUGAUUAGAGCGCUGCACCGGAAUCGCAGGGCCCAGGUUCGAUUCCUGUCAGAGGGUCACAGUUACAUUUUUCGCAACUGCUAGUUAGGUCUAAUUAAUGUUACAUUUUUCGCAACUGCUAGUUAGGUCUAAUUAAUGUAUAAAAAUUCCAGACGAAAUUUCCAACUAGAAAUCCCUUCUUUAAACAAAGGUCUGUCGAUGCAUUUACUGGCCCAGUGUUACUACAGAAAGUAGUUGAAAAUGAAUAAGAAGAAGAAACUUUAUUCAAACAAAUACCAAUAUUGGUACAUUGUAUACCUACAUAUACAUUUAGUUACAAAAAUUCCAGUCGAAAUUUCCAACUAGAAAUCCCUUCUUUAAACAAAGGUCUGUCGAUGCAUUUACUGGCCCAGUGUUACUACAGAAAGUAGUUGAAAAUGAAUAAGAAGAAGAAACUUUAUUCAAACAAAUACCAAUAUUGGUACAUUGUAUACCUACAUAUACAUUUAGUUACAAAAAUUCCAGUCGAAAUUUCCAACUAGAAAUCCCUUCUUUAAACAAAGGUCUGUCGAUGCAUUUACUGGCCCAGUGUUACUACAGAAAGUAGUUGAAAAUGAAUAAGAAGAAGAAACUUUAAUCAAACAAAUACCAAUAUUGGUACAUUGAAUACCUACAUAUACAUUUAGUUACAAAAAUUCCAGUCGAAAUUUCCAACUAGAAAUCCCUUCUUUAAACAAAGGUCUGUCGAUGCAUUUACUGGCCCAGUGUUACUACAGAAAGUAGUUGAAAAUGAAUAAGAAGAAGAAACUUUAUUCAAACAAAUACCAAUAUUGGUACAUUGAAUACCUACAUAUACAUUUAGUUACAAAAUAUAAAAUAUAAAAAAGACAUUACAUUAUAUAAACUUACAAAUAAUUUGUUCAGACUAACUCAUGCAAUAUAUCAAAAGUUCUUAGUAUAUCGUAGCAAUAUUUUAAAGAUAAUUUCAGAAUAUUUCUAUCUUUCAUACGUAGUAUAUAUUGGAACAAACUUUGCGUAUCAAAAUAUUUGAAUGAUUGGUUAAUUAAUUUUAUAAACAGAAUUAAUAAAAUUCUGUCGUAAAAAUGUAAACAUUGUGUUAACACAUGGCAUUAGGUAAUGUUGUUCAUUUCCAACUUCACACUGAUCACAAUGUUUACAUUUUCUAUCACAGCAGGCAAUUUUUUUUUAUAUCGACCAAUUUCUACUGCUAAUUUGUGUGCUGAAACGCGUAAUCUUGUAACUGCUUGACGGUACUUAAAAUUUUUAAUUUCUGAAUACGACGGCUGUGGAAUGUGGAUUGAUAGGGAUACGACAACCUGAAAAACGCAAGCAUGACCUCGACGUUUCGAGCUUCGAAAAUCGAAGUUCUAUUUUGUUCUGCCUGUAUUUUUGUGGUAGUUUUAUCCUACUAAUCCGCGGUGAUCGCAUUAUUGUGACUGCCUCCACAGAAACAGCACGUUGGAGAUUAUAUGAAUAUGGUCAAAAUGGAGCCUGGAGGCACUCCGGUAUUCCAGACACGAGACUGUCCAUGUUACAUGGUUAUUGUCAGGUUUAAUAUGCUCAAGUUCGAGAGUUGGUCUAUAUGUUAAUUAAUUUUGGUUUUCAUUUUCUACACUUUGAAGUUAUUUUAAAUUAGACUCUAUUUAAAACAGCUGCAUUAGCUUGGUAAUGAGCUUAAAUCAAAAUGCAUGAUACAAUAUUAAUAUCUCACGCCAAGCCGCAGCAUGCGAUAAUUCGCGAACUGGCUGCACAAAGGCGAAAUGGCACUUGUGUGGUACUUUGUUUUCAACCACGUAGGCCUACCAUUUUUGUCUGCGUGCUUACAUUCUGCUGGUACCAUAUGAUCUCAGCGCUGUUCAAAACCGUAAUUUAGUUAAACAAGUGAAGUAAGUUCUCUCAAAGAUUUCUUACAGAUUCUUCAAAACAUUACCUAUGCAAAAUUCCCACUGCGAUCACAGAAACUGGUAGUACAUUGGAAUACCUUUCAAAAACUUGUACUUAAUGUACUAUACUUUGAAGACUGGGCGUGAAAAAGAUUGUUUACUUUAUAAAUAAUUCGAAACGUACUGACCAUACGCGCAAGAGUGUCGAUUAAACCAGAGCGAUUAAAUCAAUAACUAUAUAAUUGGGGCCGUACUAACAACUAUAUAUGACCGCUUUAGGCUUUAUUGGAUUUGCUUAAUGUAUACAUGGAUAUUCACUAAACUAAGAAAUUAAAGUUAAUAACUCCUGCCAAAACAAUUAUUAAAAACAGAUCGAAAGUAAAGCAUAUUGGAUUAAUAACUGGAAAAACAAAAUUGCCACCAACUGUGUUGUCUCGGUACUAUAAACAUCCAUAAAUUUAUUCCAUGACCGCCUUACAUUCCUCAAGACUAGUUGUUUACUAGUAACUCGUUUUUCAACACACUGAACUUUGUUAUUAAAAGCUCUCAGCCAUAUCAGAUACGAAGUUUACGCACUAUUUAAAACACGUGCAGGAGUGCUUUAUCAGAUAUAAAACACGAGUGUGCAGCGCGAGUGUUUUUAUCUGAUAAAGCACGAACUGCGGACGCUGGGAAAAAAAUGUGAAAUCCAUACUACAAAAUUGGCAAUUGCACCACUAAAUCCAUAGUAUAUGAGUAUAUCCAUACUAUUUAGAUAUUAUAUUCAUAGUAUGGAAAUAUAUAUAGAAUAAUACAUGGGUGCACGGGAAUACCACAUUUAUUUCGAGUGUUGAACAUGAUAUCUCACGAGUGAGCGCAGCGAACGAGUGAGAUAUCAUGUUCAAUACGAGAAAUAAAUCUGGUAUUUCCAAGCACCCAUGUAUUUUUCUGUUUAUUUAGUUAAAAAACGACCCAUCUUGUGGGUUCAUUGGCGAAGUAAUUUUAAAAAUUAACGUUGUCUAUUAAAGGCGCGGAAAUCAAAGCUAAAGUUUAUAUAAAUUAAUAUGAUUUUUAUCGCAUAUUAAAAACUCAUUAAUAAUUCAUCAGAAAAAUACAAAAGAAAUGAAUGUUUAAUCAGUGUUUGUAAAUCGGAUAAAGAUUAGUCCUGAUUUACAUAAACUUCAGCUUUGAUUUUCUCGGCUUAUAGACAAUGUUUAUUUUUAAAAUUACUUCGCCAAUGAACUCGUAAGAUGGGUCGUUUUUUAAGCACGUUAAAACAUGAGCAACCGAUCUUUAUCUGAUAUACAAACUCUUGCCCUACCCCCACCUGUUACUACCUGUCUGUCCAUAGAUUUUUAAACUGCAGCUAAUCAGUGCGCAUCGAAAAUUUAACAAAGAGAUGAAUUUUGACAUUCGUUAAAAUUGGUCUAGUAUUUAUAUAGAACCAAUGAAGUCAGGAUGAACCAGAUUUUAUUUUAAAACAGCCAUAACAUUAGUUCUACUAGACUGAUUUAAAUAAUCUUGGUAUCAAAAUUCAUCUCUUGAUAACUUCAUUAAGGUUGGCAUGUGAACAGUAUAAUUAGUUGUGCAAAACUGUGGGACAUAGCUAUAUGGCAUCAUGAUUGUCAGGACACCCUGUAUUUUCCGUUGAAAAGGUUAAUACGAACAAAUCCGACUCUGAAUUACGAAAUGUAGACACUCGAUAAUGGUGACGAAUAACAAACAGGUGUUAAGCAAAUAUUUAGAUACUACUGCGUCAGCUGCAGAUCCUUUAUGCGCUUAGGUUUAAUAAUAAUCCUCUGUGGGAAUUAUAAGCCCCCUCAGUUUGCGAGUGACUUCUAAAGACCCUGACAGAACUUCUAAAGACCCUGACAGAUGCAGUAAAAUGGAAUUCGCAGUAAUAAAUACAGAAAGUUUUGUCACAUGUGGCGGCCACACUGCACAGUGACUUUACUUUAUUUAGCAAUCAACGGCAAUUAAACUUUUCAGACAUUUUCAAAUUCUUCAUUUUUUUCUUCCUAAUUUUUACCAGACAGUUGUAAAACUCAUUAAUAAUUCAUGACGAAAAUUUAAAAGAAAUCUAUGUUUAAUUAAUGAGGUGUUUUAUUCACAUAUACACAUCUCUCUUUGUAUAAACUUUUUCUUAUUUCACACCAGUUCGUUUUGAAUAAUUUCUUUUAACACAAUUGUUCAAAUUACGCUCAACACUCCAUUACAGGCAUUUGCGGCUAUGCUCGAGUUUGUAUACAAUGUCUGAUCUGACACGGUGUAUAUUACAUUCAAAUAAGUAUACAUAAACGUCAUUCAGCACCCGAGAAGUGCAAAACAAACAUUGUAAUUACUAUCUCAAUGAUUUAUUUUACUCAUCUUUCACUGGCAAGGGGCUAUAGACAAACAUAUACAUACAUUUAAGUAUCAAGUCUACUAAAUCACGAGAUUUAACUAAGCAACUAAGUCCCUCAAUACUAUGUUAUUAGUAGACAUGCGUGCGCUUCAUUAGCAUAAUUCGCUCAAGAACAAGUCCUUCACCAAUCGAGCAGACGAAGGUAUUCUUAUCUUCGUGCAACAUAUAAUAAACCGGAUAGGGUUUAUUGCCAGCGUAUAAAAUACCGUGUGUGGAAAAAAGAUUCCGCUAGCCUAGAUAUUUCACAUACUUCGAGGUGUUUUAUACCAUUUACAACAUGAGCAGCCGGGUUGUAUCGGAUAUACAAACUCAAGCCGAAGGCUAAAGUUUGUAUAUCCGGUACAACACAGACGCGAAUGUUGCAAAUGGCUUGUGAAAUGUCUUGAUGAGAACAUUGUAUUCUUCGACAAUUUAAAAUAAAUAAAUGAUAUAUUUGGUGAGAAAAUUGAGCUUAAAUUUUAUGUAAAUCAGCAUGAUUUCUGCAUCAGAUAUACAAACUCCUUCACGCUCAUGAUUUCUUUUCUGUUUUCUUCAUGAAUUAUUAAUGACUUCACAAGCCGGUAUAAUGGACAACUUUGGAGUUUGUUAUAUUACUUCUCAAACAGACUUGUAUUUAAAGAGAAAUUCAAGGCGAUAGUUGAGUUUAUGUAUUUAAAGAGAAAUUCAAGGCGUUUACACCGCGGUAGCCGCAACACAACAAACCGGUGCUUGCGUGUUUGAUAGAGUCACAAUCAUUAAUCACAUGACAUGCACAUGCUGUUUACACGUAUCAGUGACACUUGUAAGCGCAUGCGAAAUAUGCCGGUAAAGCUGCUUUUUUCAUACGUACGUACAUGGGAAAAUUUAAAUCCAUUUCGAAGAUUCUUAUGAAAUAAUUAUAUGAAUAAAAGCACAUUUAGUUUUGUGUACGAGUUAAAGUGAGGAAAUUACUGCUUAUAUAAAAUUUAGAAAGAUUUAAAUUUUCGAUAUUGGAGUACGAAGUUUUUCGAGAAUUAUCGAGAAUUUAUAUAUCGAGAAUUUGGUAUCGAGAAUUUUCGAUAUUGGAGUUCGUACUGGAGUACGGCACCCGAUUCUUACAUUUCUUAAAUUAGUAAUAUAAAAUAGUUUUUUGCAAGGUGCAACAGUUUCAGCCAGCUUGCCGUUAGCGUAUUCGGCAAAGGCGUUGCGUGCGUGCAAAGCGAAACGAAGUCGGGUCAGCUUUAGUUUUAGCCGACGGUUUUCUGUUAAUCUGUUUGACUUUUUCCCCCGACAUUUUUUAACUCUCAAAUUGUUUAUUAGACAUUUAUUGGUUAGGGUUAGGGUUAGAGAAGGGUUUGGGGUCUGUAUAUAAUAUUCCGACUGCAGUACGAAUAGCAAAUCAAGUUCGGCGCACUGUUCCAGAUACGAAUAGCCGUUAAACGUUUUCGUAUGAAAAAUGCUUAAGUGGAAAGCAGCCUUAACCAACCUUUACCAACGCUAUAUUCAUUUGUUAUCGUAACAAUAAGCUGAAUAUGUCGAUCUAGUCGCUACCAACAGUAAUCAUUGGUAGUAUUGUAAUCCACCUGUUGAAGACUUCGAAAGCUCGUAAUAAUAAAUAUUUAAAAACCAGAGAAAAACCUGGUUUCGCUUCAAACAUAUAUUUAACUACUAUAGUAUGCUUGCAAAUUCAUGCGUGAUAUUACAGCCUUCAGUUAAGUUAAUUACGCAUAUCAUGUCAUGACCCACUUAAUUAACAUAAUUUGCGAAACCACUAUAUAUAGUGAUCUGGGUUAUUCUACACUGCUUUUAAAUCAAGAAUCCUUAUUUCCUUAAUUGCCCUUAAGAAGGAAAUUGUUCUGUUAGUCGGAGUGCUCCGAUUUCUAUGAUAUACUUAGUAAUCGCAUUAGCAUGAAAUCCGCAAGGAAUACUUUAUAUGGACCGAAUAACAAAUAAAUCUAUUCUGAUUACUUCGGCUAUCGACUUUGCGUGCAAUGCAAUGCAAUGCAAUGCAAGUGUAUUUAAGGUAUCAUGCGAAUCAUGUCAUCAUUCAGUAAACUUGUCAUCCAAGACACGCGAUAUCUGGCUGCUAUAUACAUCCCCUUUUUGGUUAAUAUGCGCAAAACCGCAGUCGGUGGUGUUGUAAAUGUCUCCCCAAAACCUACCACAUGCUUGGUGAAUGCAAACUCUUCCUAGUUAAUUCGCACUUACUAUAUUUUGGUUUAUUGCUGUUCGUUUUGGUAAAAUCUCGUUAAUUAACCAUUAGCAUAAUUUCCGAGGCAAAACGUACAGCGCACGACCUUUAAUUUGCUUACAUAGUAUGCACGCAAAUUAUACAUUAAUGUCGGUGAAGGCAACGCGCGCGCGAUCGUCUGUGUGGAUAGAUCAAGUUGCUGAAUAAUAUGCGUGCAAAUUGCGUUAAAUCCAAGGUUUUCAAUAUUGGCGGAUUAAUUUGCUGAAUCGUAAUGAUAUAUACGCGUGCAAAAUAUAAUAUACGCGCGCACAUUCGUAGCUAUAGAAAUGCUUUAAAUAGUUUUUCAACAACUACAGCUGUUUUCAGGGCCGUGAGGUCGAUAGACAGGCAAAUGGAACUCGAAUUAACACCAUCAGGAAAAAAGAUUACUGCUAUUGAACAAUUACCCUUUGUUUAUCAUCGUGCUUUUACUUGGGAUAUUUAUUGCACAUGUUGUGGGCCAUUUCAACAAGGUGAAAUAGUUGGUGAAAUAGUUCCGAAAGCUAAGCCAUGGAAUGUCUCUAGUUUGCAUAGUGAUAAAAUACUGAUAUUUGUAUUUAUUCCAUCAAUGAAUGCUAGGUUUGUUGAGGUUUUUGGUUUAUAUGAAAGGUUUUUGUUUAAUGUUUAAAAUGUCGGGGAAAUGUGAGAAAUGUCUGUUUGCGUAUAUCAAAAUUAAUUCAAUUUAAUACAGCAAUUGUGAUAUUACAUUUUUAUUGUGUUUACCCUCAAGUCCCAACUAAUCCCACCCUGUCAACUUUCCCUGUGGGAGGAAACCGAAGCACCCGGAGAAAACCCACGACUUUCGGCAGAGCGUUGAGUCACUCUUUUCACAUGAGUCCGUAACGAGAAUUGGCGUACCCACGUAUUCAAAGGUGAAAGGCGAAGCCUCUGACGAACUGCGCCACCGAAGCAUCGAAACUUCUGAAUAACAUAUGUGGCUUGUAGAUUAUAGCCUUAAUUACUUUUUUUCGCAUAUUUUAUCCGAACCACUUGUGAAAUUCGUGUAUUGAUACAUUUAUCCAAUUAAAAUCGUAAGCAGAUCAAUCGUUUGUGCACGGAACAGACGCGAGACACCCGUGAAACAAAAUCGUAAUAAAUAAUGUUUUUUCAGCAAGGUCGAAUAAGUGUUUUUCAGGGAGGUUCUGCAAUAUAUAUAUCUAUACUAGCAGUUACUAUCGCAAGGGAAUUGCUGCCAAAUGCAGAAAGCUAUCUGUGGUAACUUUACAGUUAUAUAGCGCGAAUAUAUAUCAGUCAAUAAGAGGGUUAGUGACUCUUUCAAGUACGUGGCUUUUGCAAAUACGUGGCUUUUGCAAAUACGUGGCUUUUGCAAAUACGUGGCUUUUGCAAAUACGUGGCUUUUGCAAUGUCAUUUCUAACUUUCUUGGGUGACAACUGACAAGCUCCAAGGGCCAAUUUUAGGAGCUACCAGACGACGUAGUUCUGCAUAACCUCACUGGAACAAUAGAUCCACUGGUCAGGGUGGUGUUUCACGAAAAAUAUUAUAACUAUCUCGUACUGAUGGGCAGGUUAAUUAUAUACGUUAAACUACACUAUUUGCUUAUAUUAAAAUAAUAAUAUUUAUAAAUAUAGUUAAGAAUUACAUAUACUUAAUUGUAGUCAGAAAACGUUCGGCUCAAUUAGAUAAAAUGUUUUAGGUUUUAAAGAGUUGAAAAUUAGUGAAUUGUUUCAGUUCAAUGGUUAAUGAGUUUCCAUUCCGACAUUGAGUGAAUGAGUGAUAUAUAAAUUGGUGUAAACAUGUAAUUGUUGUAAACAUAACGUUGUUGCAUGUAAGUGUUGUAAACAUGUCUGGAAACAUGGCCGCGAGGCCAUUAAUUACAACAAUUACAACAAUGUUAUAUUUACAACAAUUGUGAUAUUACAUUCUUGCUGUGAACAUGGUGUUAGUUUAGUGGACAUUUUGAGAACUGUGCACUUUUUGUAUCUGCGCCAGCGCAGAUAUAAUAUAGCAAUGUUCAACAGAAUCAUUAUGUUCAAAUGUUCAAUUGGCUCUAUUAAAUUUUCCUUAGAAACUACUUAGCAAUGACAUAGUAGCAUGAUGUUGCUGAGAUAUAAGUGGUUGCCAUGAUUUCAGUACAUUCAGACAUAAGUUGCUUCCUAUUAGUCAACUAUAGCUUCAAUAUGUUUUCCUUGAUUUGACUGAAUUCACAUUGCAAUACGUCUUAAUUCUUGUGUUCAUUCACAAUCUUUAUGGUCAAUGGAAUAACCGACAACAAGAACAGCAAAACAAUAGAUACUCCGAAAAUUGAAAGCAUUUUGAAAAAUUUAUUUCGACGUUUCGACUUAAACUAUAGUCAUCAUCAGGAAAUGAAUGAUGAUGAUAUUACAUAUGUACAAGUAUAUAUAGUGAAGUAACAAGAUACGAUUAGUUAAAUAUUAAUAGAUCUUUAGAGGCUUUAGUUCCAUGUCUUGAUAAAGUAUCAACGACCAAUGAUUGGAUUUAUCUAUUAUCUUAGUGUUAGUAAAUAUUAAAUCUGUUAGUGAACAUUUAAUGUUAUUAACUUCGUCAUUAGGUGUUAGUUCGAGUAGGUUUAUUACAAAAUUGAAUUCGGCAUUACAGCUAGUAAUAUGGUACAGAUUGGUACUAGCUGUAAUGAAUUCAAUUUUGUAAUAAACCUACUCGAAUAACACCUAAUGACGAAGUUAAUAACAUUAAAUGUUCACUAACAGAUUUAAUAUUUACUAACACUAAAAUAAUAGAUAAAUCCAAUCAUUGGUCGUUGAUACUUUAUCAAGAGUCAUUGCUAUUAAUAGAAUGAAACCGUCCCUAAACCAUGGAACUGAAGCCUCUAAAGAUCUAUUAAUAUUUAACUAAUCGUAUCUUGUUACUUCACUAUAUAUACUAGUACAUAUGUAAUAUCAUCAUCAUUCAUUUCCUGAUGAUGACAAUAGUUUAGUCGAAACGUCGAAAUAAAUUUUUCAAAAUGCUUUCAAUUUUCGGAGUAUCUAUUGUUUUGUAUUUUAUCAAAAUACUCAGUGAUUCCCGUAAAAGAACAGCAAUUCACAGUAGUUUUCACCAAGCGCAGAUACAUGUACGCUUAGCGUACCAAUUUUUUAUACACCCUGUAUAUUAGAGAACUGCUACAUGCGUGAGAUUAACAUUUUGUGGCGUGAGAGUGUUGGGAGAGAAGCCAAAUUGCGUAAGGGUUGAGACGUCUGUGAGUGGUCCAGAGUGGACAGAUGCCACAAAAACCUUUAAUUUCAACAAACGUCGAUCCCCCCGCCCCCUGUUCAAUGUUGUGCGCCAUUUCUCAUAUCAGAUUGAUUGAUUGGAGAGGAGAGGAGAGGGGAGCGGUAUUGUGUGUUAACAAACUGUGGUGAUCCACUUACAAUCUAAAACUAUACAUGUGUCCCAACAGAGUUUGACUAAUGGUCGCGGGUCGCGGGUAAAAAGUCGCGUGUCGCGGGUAGAUUGUCGCGGGUCGCGGGUAAAAUGUCGCGGGUAAAAAGUCGCGGGUCGUAAAAAAGCUCCAAACCGUGUAUUUUAUUGAGUUGCGGGUUGAAUAAAGUGUGUAAAAAUCACGUUAUCAUUUAGUAAACAACCAUAUAGGAUUGCUUCAAUACGAAAUAUUGGUCGCGUGUCGCGGGUAGAAUGUCGCGGGUGAAAUGUCGCGGGUAAAAAGUCGCGGGUCGUAAGAAAGCUCCAAACCGUGUAUUUUAUUGAGUCGCGGGUUGAAUAAAGUGUGUAAAAAUCACAUUAUCAUUUUGUAAACAACCAUAUAGGAUUGCUUCAAUACGAAAUAUUGCCCAAGAGCCUUUUGUCAUGAUUUAAUGGUUCUAUAUAAACGUGCCAGAAGCCUAAAACUUGAAAGAAUGUUAAACCAACAAUUAUACCAUGACAAAAAUCCUCUAAUCAAAAAAUAUGUUCUGAAAGAAACAAACAAGACUUUGGUAGAAAUAAAUUCGGUUUACCACUACUAUUACAAUCAGUUUUAUACCAAUUUAAAAACAACCAUAUAGUAUCACAAAUAAUAGAUAUAUCCAUGCAAAUAAAUUCAGUUUACCACUACUAUUACAAUCAGUUUUAUACCAAUUUAAAAACAACCAUAUAGUGUCACAAAUAAUAGAUAUAUCCAUGCUAGGACAUUAUAAAAGUACAUUAUGAUUCACCAACAACCCGGAUAUUUAAGUCGCUGUUCUCUAGCACUUGUUUCUGGAAAGUACUGAUCGAUGCGCAGAGGCUUGACGACAACGCGCACUGAGCCACUGAAUAGCGGAUUUUUACGCCUGUAUGAUAUGGUAGAAAUUGGAUGGUAAUAUGUAUUACUAAAAUCAGGACUAUAAACAUAGGAAUGUGUAACAGGAUCCUUUUGCACUACCGUCUAUCAACGUGCUUUACAAUAAUGUUAUAUGAUUCUUGUCUAUAUUUAUCUAGAAACUCGCAAUUGCAGCCAUAACAUCUUCGAACUACUAUUGAUAAAAACCAUUAAAUAUUAACUAAAUGUUAAUGUGAUUUUUACACACUUUAUUCAACCCGCGACUCAAUAAAAUACACGGUUUAGAGCUUUUUUACGACCCGCGACUUCUUACCCGCGACUUUUUACCCGCGACCCGCGACAUUUUACCCGCGACCCGCGACAUUUUACCCGCGACCCGCGACUUUUUACCCGCGACACGCGACCCGCGACCAUUAGUCAAACUCGUCCCAACAACCUGGAAGUGAUUGUAGAUUUUCUACUGUAUUUUGGGGCCAAUAGCAAGUGUUCGAAAGCAGAUUAACUUAAUCCUAGCCCUUGGAUAACAGUUUGUUUGUACUUGAGUUUAAUCCGACGUGCCUAAAUAAGCAAAGAUUAUCCGAUAAAUUUUGUUUAUAAAACAGCUUAAAUGAUAUCAUGCAUGCUAACUAGUUAUUAAACUAAAUGCAUAGUUGAACAUGUAACAACUUGUUGGAAAAGUCUGUAAUGGAAUUUUGAACUUUUUUGGCUUGUAUAUUCAAACUUCUGAAACGGAUUCACUCAGACUAUUGUUACUAAGGGUUGGUUAAAGUUUAUUAUUAUAUAAAGUAAAGUGCUUUAUAGAGAUUUCGAGCACUGAUAAAAGUGAUAAUCUCACAUGUGAGAUUAUUUAUGAUAAUCUCACAUGUGAAAAUUAUCGCUUUUCAAUUUUCGCUUUUCUGCAAAAAUUCUCGCUUUUCAAAGACUGUCAUUUAUGUAAUAAACAGAAAAAUACAUGGGUGCUUGGAAAUACCAGAUUUAUUUCUCGUGUUACUCGAAAUAAAUCUGGUAUUUCCGCGCACCCAAGUACGUAUUAUUCUCUAUGUAAUAUACGCUUUGGCUCCAACACAAAAAUGUAAGUAAUCUUGUUUUCUUGACCGUCCCUAACUUCACCAUGAAUGACCUAAAUCCUAUAAAACGUUUAAAAUAUGCACUGCCCACCCCUUAUAAAAUAUACAACAACGGUAACUCCGAAAAGAAACAUUUUGAUAUUCUAGCUUUCCACUAAGAUUCAGUCAUCAUCAGGAUGUUUAUGUCAUUUGUUUCCUCUCGUAAACAUAAAAUACAAAACAAAAUAAUAGUCUAAUCAAUACACAUUUCAGCAUCUGGACCAAUACCAGAUUUUUAUCUGUAAGUUCCUCGUUCGAGAAGAGUUUCCCGCCGUAUACGGAAAUUCGUCUCGUGAUAUGAAUUAAGUUGAGAUGUUUUCUACAAAAACAGGUUGUUUUCCAUAAAGUAAAUCGAUCACAUUGAUCCAAUUAUAAACCUCGACAUAUUUCUAUUCAUCGAUGAACCCUUGAGAUAAAGUUAUCUGCUGACAUACUGGUACUCGAAAGAUAUUCCAUGCGCUCUCGCUAGACUAAAAUUGUCCGAAAUGAUUAAAUAAAAAUGUCAAAUUUUACAGGAAGACGCGUAGAGCUAUUUAAGUCGUAGUGGUCGUUGUCUGAGAGCUGAAAAGAACCACGGACUAUUCUUCUUUUCAUCAAUUUAGUUUUCGUGUAUGAGAAUGUAAAAAAACCCGCUAAGUUAAGAGUUUAGUAUGUCUUUGAGUAUUUAUCUUAAUGGAUGAUUGAUGUAUAAGCUGUUCACUUUUCAGGCUCGAUAAGUGCGAAUCCCUAUAGACAUAUUACACACUACAAGAGGAAAUCCAAGCUAAACUAACUUUGCUUAUAUUGGUGGGCGCCAACGGUUCGAUCUAAACGCUCUCUCUAGAGAUCCAGUAAGGGACAUUCUUUUUUCGUCAUUGUUUGUUAAGAGAAUCUGCGAAAUUUCGUAAUCCUUUUUUGGAGUGGAAUGCCUCUAGACGGCGACAAUCUGGGAGCAAUCAUUCCCCAACUUAAAAACGUACUUCCCAAAGUCCUUGAGAUGAGAAAGAUUCUGGCGGAAUUUAUUGAAAGAUAACAUAAGUGGACAAGUGAUCCACUUUCAGUGGAAUUCUAUUGCAGAGUUUUUCCUUAGGGUGGAAAAUCAGUUCGGCAUCAAUAUUUGUCUCAAUGAUUCGUGCAUGUGACUAGUUGAAGUGCCAGCCAUCUUUUGAAUGCAAAAUUCGUUACUUUUUUUAAUUAACUAAGUUUGUGAAUACAUUUUGUGUGUGUUGGUGUUAUGUACGCGAGUGAAUAUGAUGUUUGUGGUGUUUCUACUCCGAGUGUGCAUCCACACCGGACAAGCUGAAAAGUUUGCGUAUUUGAUCAUAUACUGUAACAUGUUAAUUUGCGCCACGGUGGUAAUAUCGAACCCGCGACUUUUGGGAUACUAGACAAAUGCUCUACCAACUGAGCUACGAGGUCAAUUAUAGUCGGUUCGAGUUGGCCUGGCAGGGCAUCAUAUAUUCAACUGACAUAUUCAACAAAACAUCAUAUUCACCUGAGUAUACAUAACACCAACACACACAAAAAGUAUAGUAUCUUAGAAUACAUUGAUAUCGAAGGAACUAGACUCAGUUCCGAAAUAUCUCGUAGCUCAGUUGGUAGAGCAAUUGGACUAGUAUCCCAAAGGUCGCGGGUUCGAUUCCCACCGUGGUCAGGCAAACUUUUCAGCUUGCCCAGUGUGGAUGCACACUCAGAGUAACAUCACAAACAUCAUAUUCCCCUGAGUACAUAACACCAACACACACAAAAUAAUCAUAUCAUAGAAUACACACACUGAUAUCGAAGGAACUAGACGCAGUUCCGAAAUAUCAUCAACUCGAACCAACUUGACCACGUAGCUCAGUUGGCACAGCAAAUUGGACUAGUAUCCCAAAGGUCGUAGGUUCGAUUCCCACCGUGGUCAGGCAAACUCUUCAGCUUGCCCAGGACGGUCAAAUUAACCAGAUGCCUGCAUGUUACAUUAGUCAGAGUAUGGUAGAAAGUAAGAUCAAAUAACCAGGAAACGUAUCCAGGGAUAUUAAGUUAACCAAAGCAGGGUUAUUUCUGAGUUAACCGCAGGAAACCAGGGUGUUUUAAGGCCGGCGAUUUUUGCUGCGAUUUUCUCCUUUUGGAGGAUGUGAAGGAGCAGAUUACUUAAUGAUGUUGUUAUGAGAUUUCACAACCUGGAACAUUUAUAACUCAUCCACUCCUUCACAUCCUCCAAAAGGAGAAAAUCGCAGCAAAAAUCGCCGGCCUUAAAACACCCUGCUUUCCCGCGGUUACCCCAGAAAUAACCCUGUUUGAUUAACUAAUUUAAUCCCUGGUUACAUUCCUGGUUAUUUGAUCUAAUAGAUAGAUAGAUAGAUAGAUAGAUAGAUAGAUAGAUGAUUUAUUCAGUUUUAAAAGACUUUACAGCUGAUAAUGGCUGAAUUGCGUUAAAACUUUACAAUUAUAAAAAUUUAAGAAACCUAAUGAUUAAAAAUAUUUACAAUUACUAACAAUAAAAGAAUUAUUCAUAAACCGAUCAGUUUUGGCCCUUGGAACGUUAAGUUGCCUUUUACGUCUCAGUUGGUAUGAACAGUUAUUUUCAGAUGGUAGUAGAGAUCUGAGUUUGUGGGAUUGAUCUCGAGUGAUCCCAUUAAACAACUUGCACGUCAAGAGCUGCCUGCGUUCGAAGAGGCGAGGCAGACCGCUUUCUUCGAGGGAAUCACAGUGGCGUAGCCAGACCUUCAUCUUUGGGGGGGGGGGGCGAACCGAACGCCGAAGGCGCGAGACCAUCUAGGGGGGUCCGGGCGCAUGCACCCCCGGGAACAUUUUGAAAUCUAGAGUCCCUGAAAUGCGAUUUCAAGCAUUUUGGGGGUGAAAUCUUGCAGAAUUCCGAAGAUUAUAAAGUAGAUCGAAAACAUAAAUUUUCCCAGACAUUUCUAAUUAUCUACUCGGAAUUAAAUAAAUUGGAAAAGUCACCAUCAAAAACAGAAGGAGCCGGUCAGCGUCACCUUAUUUCCCCUCUGUUAUGCUGGGGGAAGAAAAUCCCAAUGUGAUUUUGAUCAGAAAUGUUGCAUUUAAAUCAUUCUAGGUUCUAUCAGACAGCAUUUCCGCAUUCUCAAAAUUGCGUUGCUUUUUUAUACGCUACAGAAUAAGUCUGAGAAGAAUAUUCAUGCUAUGAUAAUGCAUACAUGUAAAUCUAAACUAGAUCUUUUCUUCUUGAAACCAUAUCGUACAACUGCUUUAACGAGAUUUUACAAAUCAAGUUCCUCCAGUAUAUCGUCGUUUUCCUCAGUCGAGAUGUACUUAAUCAGUUUCAGCUUCGAGGAUGUAACGUGUACCAAUUUCUCUACGGAUUUAGCCUUUUUCAGAGAUUUUUUUUUCGAUUGGGGGGGCGGUCGCCCCCCGCCCCCUUGGCUACGCCACUGGGGAAUCAGUGUAAGGCAUCCAAGGGUAGAUUAUUCUUAGAGCUCUCUUCUGCAGCCUUUCAAUGUCGUCUGAUAGGUACUUGGGUAGCGAGUUGUGAUAAUAAUACUUAUAUAUGUCCAUCUCAUAAUUUCAACAUAAAUUUAAGGACAUUUUAAGGACUAUUCAUGAUGUAUUAGAGUAUGGGAACUGAAGUGAUUUACUGAUUGUAUGCCUCUUUAUGCCUUUUAUGAAGUACCAUGAUAUUUUUUACAUAUAGUCUAUACUACUGUACUAAAAUAAUAAUAAUAAUAUUUAUUCAGGAAGCUGCACUCACCGAAGUAUUUUUCAGGGGGGGGGGCUGCAAUAAAUAUAUCUAUGAUUGUUAAAUUACUUGUUUAUAUUAAAAUUAUAAAGUAUUUACAAAUAUAGUUAAGGAUUACAUUACCUCACCUCAAUUAGAUAAAAUGUUUUAGUUUGGUUUUAAAGAGUUGAGUUAGUAGAUUGUUUUAGUUGUAUAUAGAUUAUAAUAUAGAUUAUGAUGUUUGUGAUGUUACUCUGAGUGUAUAUCCACACCGGGCAAGCUUGAAAAAUAUGCCUGAUCGCGGUGGGAAUCGAACCUACGACCUUUGGAAUACUAGCCCAAUGCUCUGCCAACUGAGCUACUAGCCCAAUGCUCUGCCAACUGAGCUACGCGGUCAGGUCGGUUCGAGUAUGUGAUAUUUCGGAACAGAAUCUAGUUCCUUCGAUAUCAAUGUAAUCUAGUAAUCAUGAUUUUUUCUGUGUUGGUGUAAUGUACUCAGGUGAAUAUGAUGCUUGUGAUGUUACUCUGAGUGUAUAUCCACACCGCGCAAGCUUGAAAAAUAUGCCUGACCGCGGUGGGAAUUGGACCUACGACCUUUGGAAUACUAGCCUGCGUGGUAGGCCCUCAGUUUUAUGGGGGGGGCAGAAUCCUACCCGUUGCAAGUCAGGCCCCCCCCCAUAAAACUGAGGGCCUGCCACGCAGGCUAGUUGGAUUAGGGACCGGUCAUUAUUUAUGGCGGGGUAGCACCGAAGAGAAAUGGUUUUCUUAGCAAACAUUUUGCGGAUCCAACCAUUAAAGAUCACGUGAAGUCCGUAAUGUACACAAACGCUUUGUUUACAUUUUGAACUCAGUGCUACAGUUGUAAAAUAUGAUUAGAUAUAUAUUAUACUGAAUUUUUAACACUCUUCUGGUUCGCUAUGCUUGUAAAUGAAUACAGACUAGAGAUUCAAUUCAAGAAAGUUCAAAAGAUACGAAAUAUUAAUAACAUUCCAACGGUCGGGUCCCGACCAUUGGAAUGUAAGCUUGCGCAGAACGUGUGCGCAGAACGUGUGCGCAGAACGGACUUUACAUGGUCUUUAAAAAAAAAAAAAAUUUGCCCAAAUCUCAAAUAUCAAUUAAAAACUAAAUACCCACCCCUGGCCAAAAACGUUACAAAAGGACACCAUUCAGUUGUCACACAUGUCCUUUACCACUUCUGUGGCACGAGUUUGAUAUAAACUGCUAAUAUAGUUACGAUGUUUUGACAAUUUUUGAAACUCAUUUAAAUGAAAGUAGGCUAUCACUAUUAAAAAUAAAAUACAUUACAAUGGAAACUCCGAAAAAAUUCAUAUUUUUAAUUCAACGUUUCGACUAUACUGUUGAGUCAGCAUCAGGAAUUAUGAAAGCUACUAAAAAUUUUACAAGUUAUAUAUACAGGUAUGAAACUUGUAAACUUUUUAGUAGCUUUCAUAAUUCCUGAUGAUGACUCAACGGUAUAGUCGAAACGUUGAAUUAAAAAUAUGAAUUUCUUCGGAGUUAACAUUGUAUUGUCAAGACGUAGGUACUAAAGUAAGGAACGACCUACAACGAUCUACAACGACCUACAACGAUAUACAACGACGCUACAACGACGCUACAACGAUCUACAACGAUCUACAACGACCUACAAAUAGAUUAUAAAAUUUCGGAAAAAAUUCAAUACAUACGAGACGGGUCGUUGUAGGAUCUUCGCAGAUCGUUAUAGGGUUGUUUUAGGUCAUUGUAGCGUCGUUGUAGGUCAUUGUAGCGUCGUUGCAGAUCGUUGUAGGUGUUCAUUAGCGCAUGUGCAAUUAUCCACUUAUAUAGCGUUCUUCUAUAAUAUAUUUAAGGGCAAAUAUAAAAAGACCUCACUCUCCAAUUUUUUAAAUUUUAAACUUUUUUUUUAUAUUUUGACAUAAAAUAUAAAAUAUAAACCUCCCGCCUCCUGGGAGUUUUUAAAAUUUAGCGAUGAGAAUCAAGGAAUUUAUUUUAUAUGGCCUUAUAAAACGUUUGUAACAAGGGACUCAUAGUCAUUAAUUAAUCCAUUAUAUUGAAAAGCGCCAUUCCUUCAGCCGGAUAGACACACAAGGAUCAAGUUACAAGUGGUUACUGUUUCACUUUUAAAGUUCGUCCAAUUUUAUCAAUCUUCUAAGCGUUUUGAAAGAAAGCCAGAAAGUAGUAAUAACAUUUUGUCGUAUUAAUAUUUGUAAAUUACAACAAAGGAAUGAUCAUUUUUAAUAACAGCUAGUUAGUACACCAUAAUCAGCCGGGGGCAGUUUUAGUGUAAACUAUUUCCAGUGUAUUUUUAUAAGUAAUAGCAUAAAAAGAGGCGAAUUAGCUAUUAAAACGUCCCGCCCGAUGACGGUCGUUUAGUAAAAUUCCCUUGGGCGCCGCUCGAUGAGGGUCAUUUAGUAACUGCACAUAUACGAGCUGUUUCCUGUCUCUGGUAUUUUUACCUUUCGAGAGUUUUCCUAAUUAACCAAUCAGACAGAAUACUAAAGCCGGGCGUAUACAUAAUGGGAUUAUAUAAGCUACAUCUUGUGUUGUUAAAAGGCAGAAACAAUAUACGAAAACAAUUUUUGGAAACGAAUGGGCGAAACGCCGGCUGUCUUGAUUUGGACAUUGAUUGGAGUAGACACGCGUCAUAGAUACUCAGACAAUAUACUUUUUGCUUUUCGCUUACGCCUUACGAAAAAAAAAAGUAACGGGCCACUUGCCUUAAUGGACCACUCGUAUGGUAUGAUUAGCAAUUAAUUGGCUUAAUUAAAGUAAUUACAUUCACAUACCUGCCCGAGGGAUGUACUCUUCAAUGUUGAUUGAGAUCUUUAUGUAGUCAAGCAUGACUGAUGAACAUUCUCUGUAAAUUUCAAAAGUAGAUAAUCCAAUUAUUGUAAAAAUAAUUCAUGAAGAAAUUUCAAAAGAAUCAAUGUUUACAGUAUAUGAGGUGUUGUAUCGACACAUACAAAAUUUUGCUGAUUUGCAUAAACUUUUUCCUCGAUUUUCUUACUUAAAAUCACUUCUUUUUUAAUAAUUUCUUAAAACACAACUGUUGAAAUCCUUACGUUUCACAAGCUCACAUACAGCAGGUUAUAACUGCAGGGGCGCCGGAACCACGGGGGCAGCGGGGGCAACUGCCCCCGUUGCCGAAACAGUGCGGGGGCGGCACGGGGGCAACAGUUUGCCCUUUUUCACCAGAACUGCGCUUCGAAAUUUGUACGGUAUUCACAUGAAUUGGAAUUUAUAACUAUUUUUAAAGCAAUGUUUAAGCAAUCUUUGCUUAAUUUUAACCAGUGAUAGAAACAUUAAUGCCAGAGGCCGCGGAAUCACUUUUGUAUAAUUCAGAGUGAUCAAAAUCAAACGAUUUUUUGUCGUUCACGAGUCGAACGAAAAAUUUGUGAAAAUAUGGAAUCCCUAUAACGUCGGUAAUGGCCUUUACAGAGUCUUUAAUACUACUGCAAAAAGGGCACUUUCUUUCUAGCCCCCAAAGAGCGCAUUUUUUCACUUUUAAAAAAGUGGGGAGGCACAUGUCCCCAUUGCCCCCAAGUUCCGCGACCCCUGAUUAAUGUUAAAUCAGGCAAUAUAGGCUACGUCCGUUUACUGAUUUUAUUUUGCGCCCACAUGGUGCAACAAAUAAAAUUGUUCAAAAUUAAUGUCGAAGUUUGCCCGCCCACAAUAGCCACAAGUAAUCGGGUAUCCAUACAAUAAAGUUUUAACAAAUAUUGCCGCCCAGAGAAAUGAUGGCUGAGAAGCAAGUAAAAGCCCUUUUGAAAUGGCUGCCCCCGCCGCUUCACAUUGCUUCCUGCGCCCCUGUAUAACUGAUCAUCUACCCAUGCAGUAUAAUUAAAGUUAGUUUAGAUUUCCUCUUGUAGUAGCACUGGACAAUUAAUUAGCCAUUUCCUAAUCGAGCAGAGGACUGGAUCUAGUCGCUUGUUUGGAGGGACAAACAUAAACGAUAUACCGACCCCUCUGCUCGAUUGGGAAAUGGCUAAUUAGCAGCUGCUCUGACUUAUUGGACCUCCUAGGGAAAACAGUUUACAACUGAUAAAGCUAUAUAUAUACUUUUCCACUUAGUUUAUGAUUAUAUUCAAUUUUUAAUUUUUGAUACGUUUACUUUAAAAAUAUGUCGAGCACUUUAACUGUAAAAUUCUGUUAAAAUGAAGAGAUUUUAGAUGGUGACAGAGUGUUAGCCAGAAGUAAAAAAAAUCCGCGUUUACCUGAAAUUGGGAAAUUUUAUUUUAGACUGAAGCCGGGCAUUUCUUUGUGGGUCUGGGGGCAUGCGGUUGCCCCCUCUCAAUUUUAAAAAAAAUUUGUGUCUUUGAAAUGGCAUUUUCCCCACAUUUUGGGAGUAAUUUUGAGCAAAUUUAGUUAUAAACAUGUUUUUAAUGGCGUAUUAACAACAUUGAAUUUUUAUAACUAUUUUUUGGCUGACCCAAAUUGGGAAAUUGAUGUCUGAAGUUCAGUAAAUAAUCACUAUAUAAUUGCCUCUUAAAUAACAAUAACCUUGUUUCAGCGAUGGAAAGUAAACGCACAAUGUGAUUUGCCAGAAUGUUGAACAAUAAGGACUUAAAAGCACAGUUCAGCCUUUUGAAUAUAAUGGUUUUUAAGGCGCAUGUUACAGCCCUUUUAAUUGAAAAACUAACCAGGACAAGAUCAGCAAACUCAAUGUUUUUAACAUUUUAAAACAUUUUUAAUAUUGUUAAAAAACAUUGAGUUUACUGAUCUUGAAUUAUGCAUAAUUGAUUUUCCCAGUUAGUUUUUCAAUCAAUAAAAGGGUUGUAUAAUGGUCUUAAAAACCAUCAUUCAAAAGGUUGAACUGUGCCUUUAACGGACCUCUAGGGAAAACAGUUUAAAACAGUUAAAGCUAUAUUCUAUCUAUCUAGUAUAAAUGAAAUUAGCUUAUAGUUUGGUGCAGAAUUGAGUUUGUAACAAUGACCUAUUUUUCCUUUAGCGCUGCAAAGUAAACGCACAAUGUGAUUUUGGCGAAUGUUGAACAAUAAGGACUUACGGAUUCUAGGGAAAACAGUUUAAAACUGUUAAAACUAUAUUAUAUCUAUCUAGUAUAAAUGAAGUUAGCUUAGUUUGGUACAGAUUGAGUUUGUAACAAUGACCUAUUUUUCCUUCAGCGCAUGUUGUUCCUUGGCGAAUGUUGAACAAUAAAGUCUAGUUUCCAUUUGGUCGUUAGUUGUCGCUGGCACGACAAGCGGUAAAUGUGAAAUAGUCUAAUAUAAUAAUAGUAUGUUCGUGUGUUAUAUGCAAAUCAGUCUUAAUGAUUGCAGAGUUUUAUAAAGUUUUGUUGACACUCUAUUACAUCAGCCACUUGUCGUGCCAGCGACAACUAACGACCAAAUGGAAACUAGGCUUAAGGACUUACGGAUUCUAGGGAAAACAGUUUAAAACUAUAUUAUAUCUUUAAUAGGAAAAAUCAGCGAUACAAAGUUUGUGAGUCGACGUUUCGAUGUCAUCAUUUACCAUUAUCAAGACUAAGACUAGCUUAUUUUUAUCUUAGUCUUGAUAAUGGUGUUAUGAUGACAUCGAAACGUCGACUUACUGACAAACUUUGUAUCGCUGAUUUUUCCUAUUAAAUGUUUAAAGAGAAGACUUUUAUUAUAUAUUAUAUCUGACUAGUAUAAAUGAAGUUAGCUUAGUUUGGUGCAGAUUGAGUUUAACAAUAACCUAUUUUUCCUUCAGCGCUGCAAAAAAACCGCAGACUGUGAUUUUGGCGAAUGUUGUUCAAGACGACGAUGCAAGCACAGACUUCCAGCAGGAUACCGCUGCAAUGCAUACCGCAUGUUCAUAGGUCUACAAUGCCCGUGUGCGCCUGGCUACAGCUGCAAGAAUAGAUCGAAACACUCGUCUCGAAGAAGAACGUGUAAACCAAUGAAUCGGCACUACCCGGAAAUAAUCGAAUCCAAAGUUAUCGAAUGA